Molecule: messenger RNA, 582 nt
Organism: Rodentolepis nana
Lineage: Eukaryota; Metazoa; Platyhelminthes; Cestoda; Cyclophyllidea; Hymenolepididae
Source: the annotation of a GenBank genome assembly
AUGUCCAUUCGUAAGCGCAAGCCCUUCGAACUAGGGAAGUAUCUUCCCAAUAUCGCCACACAACGAAUUCAGAAAUUAGAGGAGAUUAAACAGCUAUUGCUAGAGCUGGACAAUCGAUUAAAGAUGGAGAAUGUUGGUUUGCGAGAACUCACUGGUAUCUCUGCCGGUACCAAUGAUGAAGAAGCAGGAUUUUCAGAUAUUUUGCAAUCAUUUCCUGCAGAAAAUAAACCGGAUGUUGCUUUAAACGGAGGCUCUACGCUAUCACCUAUUCCCGAUACUUCCGAUAUUCAUGCCCAAGCUCCAGAUAUAUCAAGCGGUUGCCGAUCGACAAGGUCCUUCCUUGUUGCUCAGUAUCCCAGCGAUUCUGUGAAUAAUACUUCCAUUCCUUUCGAAAAUUUGGAUACUUAUCAACUACCUGAAAUUAUUGACAUCACCAAUCAGACUCCCCGAAAACCCGGUCUUUACGGUUCUUUGGAACCCGAAGCUUUUCUUAAAUUCGCUUCGGACUUAGUCGGUGAUACCAUUCCUAGUAAACCCCUUGGAGAAAUUGUACUAGCUAAUAAAACCCAACGAUCAUCAUGA